UACAUAUUUGUGACUUAUAUUUAGAAUUUUGUGUUAAAAUAAAUAACUCAUCAAGUAGAAUUAUGUUUAUUUAACAAACAAUAUUAGUUUUGUGCUAUCGAAUCAAGUACUGCUAACCUAUAAGAAAAUGAAUUUCGCUAAACAAUUAUGGCGUUCAACACCAGCCCUUCGAGGCGCAUUUGUGUUAAACUAUUCACCUUUAAGACAAAUGUCGGCUAUUUCAAUACCUCUGAAACCACUAGAAGGCGUACCGCCAAGCGCUGUAGAGCUGGAUAAAUUAUACAAACGCGUAGAGCUUGAGAUGAGAGGCAUAGAUCCUGCUGUGUUAUUGAGCUAUUCAUGGUUUUGUAUUGCUGCUGCAUCACAUUUAGGCAUUGAGGUCACCAAAAGUUGGACUCUCAGAAAAGCUGAAAAGGAAAGACAUACAUUGCUCCGUUGUGUUCAUAUUUAUAAAAAGCACCGAGUACAAUAUGAAAUCAGAACUUACUUUAGAUUUUUACACAUACAACGAUUAACAGGCUCUACUUGCGAUACAUAUUUGGAGUAUAUUGAAAGAAACUUGCCAGAAGGUUGUGCUCUGAAAGUUACGAAAAUUGAAUGUCAACAUUUACCUGACCAUAUUAAACCCCCGACAGAGGAAUAACUAUAAUGUGUAGUGUAGCUUAGUAAAUAAAAGAACAUCAACAUUGUUAUAAUUUUA
Messenger RNA from Pieris brassicae (large cabbage white), 700 nucleotides. RefSeq names its product 28S ribosomal protein S10, mitochondrial (gene mRpS10). Bases 128 to 643 code for a protein of 171 amino acids. Lineage: Eukaryota; Metazoa; Arthropoda; Insecta; Lepidoptera; Pieridae. The transcript is spliced from 3 exons. The record is from RefSeq and is a predicted model, not a curated record. Gene Ontology annotation, cellular component: mitochondrion; mitochondrial small ribosomal subunit.